Gavia stellata (red-throated loon) is the source of this 701-nucleotide messenger RNA. It is a transcript of the gene DDIT3, whose product is annotated as DNA damage inducible transcript 3. Bases 69 to 623 code for a protein of 184 amino acids. The transcript is spliced from 3 exons. Gene Ontology annotation, cellular component: CHOP-C/EBP complex; CHOP-ATF4 complex; cytoplasm. Gene Ontology annotation, biological process: intrinsic apoptotic signaling pathway in response to endoplasmic reticulum stress; ER overload response; positive regulation of intrinsic apoptotic signaling pathway. Lineage: Eukaryota; Metazoa; Chordata; Aves; Gaviiformes; Gaviidae. Gene Ontology annotation, molecular function: transcription factor binding; protein heterodimerization activity; DNA-binding transcription activator activity, RNA polymerase II-specific. The record is from RefSeq and is a predicted model, not a curated record.
CCAGGAGGAAGCGCGUCCUUGCUGACCACCACACCUGAGAACAGCCCCGCACUGGCCUGGAAGUGACAAUGGCAGCCGAGGGGCUGCCUGCGGGGGGACCCACUGGCACCCUGCCUGGCUGGGAGCUGGAAACCUGGUACCAGGACCUGCAGGAGGUGCUGGCAGCAGCAGAGCCCACUGGGCCCUCCCCACCCAGGGGAGCUGAGCAGGCAGAGCUGGCUCCACUGUGGGGUACAGAGGGGGCUGGCAGUGGUCCAGAGGGCUUCGAGCUGGAUGCUGCCCUGGCUGCUGAGCUGCUGGAGCUGCUGGGACCAGAGAGCACAGCUGGCACAGAGCCAGGGAGACUGCCGGGCUCAGCCUCCAGCGGGAGCUCCCCACCCCGGCCGGGCACAGAGGAUGAGGCAGGGGCAGCUGCACAGCGUGGAGUGAAGAGGAAGAGGUGCAGCGGCAUGGCGGCAAGCAGGGAGCUGGCCAAGCGCCGGGAGCGGGCCAACGAGCAGCGGGUGCUGGAGCUGACGGCCCACAACGAGCAGCUCAGGGAAGAGAUCCGACGGCUCAGCGCAGAGGUGGAACACACACGGGCAGCCCUCAUCGACCACAUUGUGAACCUUCGCCGGGCUUAGGUGCCAACACCACCCCCCAGCCAGGGGGGCAAGGACACUGCUGCCCCUGCGGACCUGGGGGGCAGCCAUGAACUGGAG